AUGUUUUGCUGUUUUUCACCUUCGAGAAGGUCUCAUUGCAUCACGAAAAGUGAUGAAAAAACACCGUUAUUGAAAACUACUCCUAAGACUAUAAUCAACUACCGAACGCUCUUCGCUAUUCCAUAUGAACAUGUUAUCCAAGACGACAAAAUCCAUUUGCAAUCAUCGGAUGCUAUCAAAACCGAUGCUGCCGAUACCUAUCUGUUCUUUCAUGGCACAAUUGAACAAAUAGCUUGUGUUUCUUUUGCUGAUACCGAUAUAACGACUCCAGUUAUAUUUGCAACGGCUACUUCAGAUACACAUUUCCUUUUCGAACGGCUCGUAGAAGUCAAGCAUGCUACUGCAAUCAACCGACCCAAUUCAAUACGGAUGGAACAGUUACCAACAAGUACACCCAAACCAUCCGCUCGACCGUUCGAUGAAUUUAUUGUCAAUCCAAACCAACCUACUGGUUCUCUCGACGUUCAAGGUGGCAACAUAAUCCCCAAAACAGACAACGAUUAA
This is a messenger RNA of Adineta ricciae, 504 nucleotides long. The record is from the annotation of a GenBank genome assembly. NCBI's taxonomy places the organism in Eukaryota, Metazoa, Rotifera, Eurotatoria, Adinetida, Adinetidae.